Solanum tuberosum (potato) is the source of this 951-nucleotide messenger RNA. RefSeq lists its product as uncharacterized. NCBI's taxonomy places the organism in Eukaryota, Viridiplantae, Streptophyta, Magnoliopsida, Solanales, Solanaceae. The coding region runs from base 1 to 951 and encodes 316 amino acids. The record is from RefSeq and is a predicted model, not a curated record. The transcript has 2 exons.
AUGGAGGAAGAACUUUUGGCUCUUAAAGAAAAUGACAUAUGGGACAUUGUUUCAUGUCCUUCAAAUGUCCGCCCUAUUGGAUGUAAAUGGGUUUAUUCAGUCAAACUUCAUUCUGAUGGAACUCUUGAUCGGUACAAAGCUCGAUUGGUUGUUCUUGGAAACAGACAAGAGUAUGGGGUGGACUAUGAGGAGACUUUUGCACCCGUAGCCAAAAUGACUACAGUGCGAACUAUUAUUGCCAUUGCUGCUUCACAAAACUGGUCUCUUUAUCAAAUGGAUAGCAAAUAUGACUCAUCUUUGUUUCUUCGGAAAACAUCUACAGGUUGUGUUCUUCUUUUGGUGUAUGUAAAUGACAUUAUUAUCACAGGAACUGAUUCUUCACUAAUCACUUGCCUCCAACAGCAGCUUAAAGAUUCUUUAUAUCUUGGUACUCUUACUUAUUUUUUGGGUUUGGAAGUUCAUAAUGUUGCUUCAGGUGUAUUUCUAAACCAACACAAAUAUACUCAGGAUCUGAUUUCUUUGGCUGGUCUUCAAGUUUCCUCCUCCGUAGAUACUCCACUGGAAAUAAAUGUCAAGUAUCGUCGAGAGGAGGGCGAUCUUCUUCCUGAUCCAACUAUAUUUCGACAAUUAGUUGGGAGUCUAAAUUACCUUACUAUUACUCGGCUUGAUAUCUCUUUUGCAGUUCAACAAGUUAGUCAAUUUAUGCAAGCUCCCCGUCAUCUCCACUUGGUGGCUGUUCGUCGCAUCAUUCGGUACCUUCUAGGAACAUCUACUCUUGGAUUGUUCUUUCCAAGUGGUUCUCUUAUUCAUCUUAAUGCUUUUAGUGAUUCUGAUUGGGCGGGAUGUCCUGAUACUCGUCGUUCAGUCUCUGGUUGGUGCAUGUUUCUUGGAGAGUCAUUGAUAUCUUGGAAGAGUAAAAAGCAAGAUCGUGUGUCAAAAUCUUCAACAUAG